Messenger RNA from Phoenix dactylifera (date palm), 846 nucleotides. RefSeq names its product putative germin-like protein 2-1. NCBI's taxonomy places the organism in Eukaryota, Viridiplantae, Streptophyta, Magnoliopsida, Arecales, Arecaceae. The record is from RefSeq and is a predicted model, not a curated record. Gene Ontology annotation, molecular function: manganese ion binding.
AUUUGGCCACAAUACCUCGCGCCAAAUCCCUUGGCUAUUCUUCUGUUAGCUAGAAAUUAAGAGAGAAUAGAUGGCUGCCCAUUUCCUCUUCCUUGCUCUCAUUGCUCUGGCUUCAUCUCAUGCUAUUGCUUCUGAUCCUAGUCAACUCCAGGACUUCUGUGUUGCUGAUCUUAAAUCAAAUGUGCUUGUAAAUGGGUUCGUUUGCAAGGACCCAAAGCUUGCCAAAGCCGAAGAUUUCUUCUUCUAUGGCCUAGACAAGCCCCGCGACACAGGGAACAAACUUGGGUCUAACGUGACUCAAGUCAACGUGAACCAGAUUCCUGGGCUCAACACGCUUGGCAUCUCGCUGGCUCGCUUGGACUUUGCACCCUAUGGAGUCAACCCUCCUCACAUCCACCCAAGGGGUACGGAGAUCCUUACGGUGUUGGAAGGCACGCUCCAUGUCGGCUUCGUCACAUCUAAUAGCCCCAACAACCAGCUCUUCACUAAGGUCCUUAACAAGGGCGAUGUGUUCGUAUUUCCUCAAGGCCUCAUCCAUUUCCAAUUCAACUAUGGGAAGACAAAUGCUGUUGCCAUUGCCGCUCUCAGCAGCCAGAACCCUGGCGUGAUCACUAUAGCCAAUGCAGUCUUUGGAGCGAAGCCACCAAUCUCUGAUUUUGUUCUUGCCAAGGCCUUUCAAUUGGACAAGAAGACCGUGGACUGGCUCCAGGCCCAAUUCUGGAUGGACAACAACAACUAGAAAACUGCAUACAAGCUAAGCUUCCUGAUGGAAAAUUUGGACGCAAUUAUUUGUACUGUUCUAUUUGAAUAAGCAAACAAUACCCAUCGAUUUGCAUAAGCAAUAAU